UUGGCCCUAAUGUGGCAGACUGGUCGGGAACAGAGGAGUCAAACUGGUUGCAAACAGCCUGAGGAAGUACCCUCUUUUUUCAUUUUUUUUUCAUUUUUUCCUUCCUCCCCCCUCUGGGAGACCGCCCAUAUGUGCGUUUAAUCCACAUUUGCAAGCAACUCCUAUCUUCCUCCUAUUUUACCAUCACUGUCCUGCUCCCAAACUGCCUUUUUCCUCCUCACAUGCUUUUUUCACCGCAGUCGUCCGCCGGCUUCCUCCAGCCUCCAUCUCUCACUCUCUCUCUCUCCCCCUCCCUCCCUCUCUCUCUCCUUUUUUUCCUCCUAUUUAUGAAAACGUCACUUCAAGUCCCUCCCUGUUUGAAUCUCAUUAGUUUCUUGUGUGUUUCUCCCUGUCAAUAAUCCUGAAUCCAGACUCUCUCUAUUUCCAUCCCUCUCUAUCUGUCAAUCAGCGCCGCCUUUGAACUGAAAACCACUCCGACCAACUUCAACUCACUCAAUCCGAGCGGCUCGGCUCCUUCUCCGGCUUCCUUUUUCUGCCAAGAUUCCCUUCUUUUUUAGUUUUGUACCAACCGCCAGAGCUUUGGAAAACGCCAAUACAGACCCCAAACUUAAACUCGGACUUUUCUAGAUCACCGAGAUCAAGGGUUUUUUUAAAAAACUUUUUUUUUUUUUGGUUUUUUUGUGCCCCCUUGUCUCUUAAAAAAAAAAAGAAAAGAGAAAAGAUUUUUGCUCGGGAAAAAUGCCGCAGCUCAACGGCGGUGGAGGGGACGAUCUGGGCGCAAACGAUGAAAUGAUUUCCUUCAAAGACGAAGGGGAGCAGGAAGAGAAAAUUUCGGAGAACUCCUCGGCAGAAAGGGAUUUAGCAGAUGUCAAAUCUUCUCUUGUAAACGAGUCGGAAACAAAUCAGAACAGCUCGUCGGAUUCAGAGGCGGAAAGACGGCCUGCGCCUAGAUCUGAAACUUUCAGAGACAAAACAAGGGAAAGUUUAGAGGAGGCUGCGAAAAGGCAAGAUGGAGGGCUGUUCAAGAGCCCACCGUACCCGGGCUAUCCAUUUAUAAUGAUCCCCGAUCUCACAAGCCCCUACCUUCCCAAUGGAUCACUUUCUCCAACAGCACGCACAUACCUACAGAUGAAAUGGCCCCUGCUAGAUGUUCAACCAGGAAGUCUUCAAAGUAGACAAGCACUUAAAGAUGCCAGGUCCCCUUCACCGGCACACAUCGUUGGGCCCUUCCGCUGGGAAUUCCCCGGACAGUCAGAUCUGAGCCUUCACCAAUUUCAUUUGUCUAAUAAGGUUCCAGUGGUACAGCACCCCCACCAUGUGCACCCUCUCACGCCUCUGAUCACCUACAGCAAUGAACACUUCACACCGGGGAACCCCCCACCUCACCUACAGACAGACGUGGAUCCCAAAACAGGAAUUCCAAGGCCUCCACAUCCUCCAGAUAUAUCUCCUUAUUACCCACUGUCACCUGGCACUGUCGGCCAGAUCCCCCAUCCGCUAGGAUGGUUAGUACCACAGCAAGGUCAACCUGUUUAUCCAAUCACAACAGGGGGUUUUAGACACCCCUACCCAACUGCGCUCACUGUCAACGCAUCCAUGUCAAGUCUUCUGUCCUCUAGGUUCCCCCCACACAUGGUGCCCCCUCACCACAGUUUGCACACCACGGGCAUCCCUCACCCAGCCAUCGUAACACCCAACGUCAAGCAGGAAUCCUCGCACAGUGACAUCAGCUCUCUCGACAGCUCGAAACAGACAGACGGUAAAAAGGUAGAAGAGAAAAAGAAAGAGGUCCACAUAAAGAAGCCUCUGAAUGCCUUCAUGCUCUAUAUGAAGGAGAUGCGGGCCAAAGUGGUGGCUGAGUGCACACUCAAGGAAAGUGCUGCCAUCAACCAGAUCCUGGGGCGAAGGUGGCACGCCCUAUCGCGGGAGGAGCAGGCCAAGUACUACGAGCUGGCCAGGAAAGAACGACAGCUCCACAUGCAGCUGUACCCAGGCUGGUCAGCACGAGACAACUAUGCGGCUAACCAACAGGGGAAAAGGAAGAAGAGAAAAAGGGAAAAGCAGCAAGCAGAGAGCAAUGAACGCAGAGAAUAUUUUCCAAACCCUUGCCUUUCACUCCCUCCGAUUACAGACCUGAGCGCUCCUAAGAAGUGUCGAGCGCGCUUUGGGCUCGACCAACAGAAUAACUGGUGUGGCCCGUGCAGGAGAAAAAAAAAGUGCAUUCGCUACAUCCAAGGUGAAGGCAGCUGUGCCAGUCCUCCCUCUACGGACGGAAGCUUACUAGACUCCCCCCCAUCCUCCCCCUCCUCAGUGGUUCCUUCCCCCUCCUCAAAAGAGUCCAAAUCUCAGACUGAACAAAUGCAACCUCUCUCACUGACUAUGAAACCGGCCCACCAGCCACUCCACCACCCGCACCUCCUGGCUGGGCCUCCACCGCCAUCUUUGGUUCAGCUGGAAAACUCUGCCGCAGCAGCUAGCAAAACGCCCGCCGCCUCCUCCCACAACGGAGCUCUGGAGCACGGUGACGUCUCGUCCUCGCGGCAGCCGGGCUCCUCUGUGGCGUCCUCGAUGACCCGGCCCUCGGCAUCGCUGUGUCAUUCCCACUCGCUCCUCCCCUCCACAGCCCCUCAGCCUCUGUCGCUAGUGACCAAGUCUAUAGAAUAGUCUAUCCUAUUCUCCUCCUCUCUUUGUUUUUUAGCUCUGCACACACACUCUCACACAAACAUCUUUCUAGGCCCUCUCUCUGCUCCGUUUCACUCGCCCUCGGUUCUUUUCUCUUUCUGUUUCUGUGCCAUAAGGCUUUGGAAUUUUAGGUUAUGUUUUUAUUAAAGUUCAUUGGUCAAUAUUUGACCCGUCAUUAUCAGACAAAUCUAAUUAUUAUAAAGAAAUGAUACAAUGAGCUGUAGUAUAGCUUUGUGAAUCUGCCAAAAUUUUUAUGAAUUUUGUUUUUGUCUUUUUUGUAGUUUUAAAACAGCGCAAAACAGAAAUUAUCUAGUUCAGCGUCCAAAUGUUUAAAAAGACGGAUAUAAAAAAGGUAGGCUAGAUUAUUCAACGAGCCCUUUUCUUGAAAGAGUUGGUUCUCCUUCUUUAUUUGUAUUAAAUACGAGCUCGCGAACCAAUCAUUCGACAUCUGUUCAAAACUCUUGGAGGGCAUGAGGCUAGCGGUGACACCUCUCUGAGGAACAACUUUAAUUGUGAUGUUACUUGUUCUUGUUUAAAUGUACAGAAUAACGGGGCGGGAGGGGAUUACUGUGUUAAAUAUGCAUUCUUCCACUGCGUUGUCUUUUUUUUCUUUGUUGUUUACCUUUGGGGUGGAGUCAGGCAAGUUUGGGUGGGCUUGAGGGGAGGUCGGGUGGGAGGGUUGUGGGUUAUUAAAUUCAAAAUGUCACAACGCUAGGACCAGUAGUAUUUAUUGCUUUAGAGAUUGCUUGUUGUAUCUUGUAUGUGUCUCUUUUUUUUUUUCUUUCUGAAUACAUUGUACAAAUAUUUUUUCUUAAGGUAAGCAACUAUACGAACGAUCCAUUUUUACAAGGAGGUUUUAAAAAGGCAAAUCUUUUUGUUAUCUUUCCUCUCCGAAAACCUGGAUUCCGCUCAGUGUACUGUGUAGAUCUCAUGAACAGAUGUAUGCACAACUUCAUUUCAAGAAAUGCAUCUAUAAGCCAUUUUACAGGAAAAAAAAAGAAGAAAAGAAAACUUGAAACACGAGACAGUGGGUACCGCGUGUUCAGUAGUUGGAAAAGUGUCAGAAGCCCUUCUUUUUUAUUGCACAGUCACAUCUCUCGGACUGUAGAUUCGUGUACAGAUUUUCCGUGCCAAAAUUUUGUGAUAAUUUUUCCUCUGCCCCACCCCCCACCCCGACCAUGCUGUAGGGAUCUCUUUUUUUGUUUUGUUUUGUUGUUGUUUGUUUGUUUUGUUUUUUUCAUUUCGAUACCAUUUUUUUGCUGUGACGUUACAUAGAUUGCUAUGUAUGUAGUAUAAAUGUUGCUAUAACAAAUGUGUUUGGUAGCAAAUUGUCAAAUAUUAAAAUUUAAACUUAAUAAAAAGACGGACAUCAUACUGUAUAAACCCACCAGGGCCAAAUUAUGUAUAUUAGGAAGUUCAUAAAAAAACUAUUAAAUACAAAAAAAUACACAAACUGCCACUUUUAAGUACACUACUACAUAUAGGUAGAUAGAAAAAAUAGGCAUGUUGAUGUUGCAAGAGGCUGUAAAAAAAAGCUACAAGAGAAUCAUCCACUCGGUGCCAUUGUAGUUGACAUGACGCGACUGUAAUCUGUCGAUUUCUUCUCUGGUUUAUUAAGAUGCUAAUGAUAAAUAGUUUGAAUGUUUCCUUAACGGCUGUGAUGUUCCUGUUCUAUUUUAUGCUCUUAUAUUUUUUUGUUUGUUUUUUCCUGUUAUUUUAAAUGGUUCUAAAACCAUGUUUUUUGUAAUGAAUAAAUGUUUAUGCUGUACAGUCUCUGUAGCAUGCAGUUCUGUAUUAAUAAAAGCAACUUAGUAUGUGCGCA
Molecule: messenger RNA, 4504 nt
Organism: Oreochromis aureus
Lineage: Eukaryota; Metazoa; Chordata; Actinopteri; Cichliformes; Cichlidae
Gene: tcf7l2
Product: transcription factor 7 like 2
Exons: 15
Coding region: 739-2664 (641 amino acids)
Biological process (GO): regulation of transcription by RNA polymerase II; canonical Wnt signaling pathway
Cellular component (GO): catenin-TCF7L2 complex; beta-catenin-TCF complex
Molecular function (GO): DNA-binding transcription factor activity, RNA polymerase II-specific; RNA polymerase II cis-regulatory region sequence-specific DNA binding
Source: RefSeq, a predicted model, not a curated record